This is a messenger RNA of Dromaius novaehollandiae (emu), 3065 nucleotides long. It is a transcript of the gene STK32B, whose product is annotated as serine/threonine kinase 32B. NCBI's taxonomy places the organism in Eukaryota, Metazoa, Chordata, Aves, Casuariiformes, Dromaiidae. The record is from RefSeq and is a predicted model, not a curated record. Gene Ontology annotation, biological process: protein phosphorylation. Bases 467 to 1570 code for a protein of 367 amino acids. Gene Ontology annotation, molecular function: ATP binding; protein kinase activity. The transcript has 13 exons.
UCCCGCCGUCCCUUCCCCCGCUCCCCGCUGCCCCUCCGCCGUGCGAGAUGGAUCAAGUUCGCGAGCGGUAGCCGCGCUCCCCGCCGCCGGCCGCCGCCGCGCUCGCAGGGCGGUUUCCACCGCCCGCCGCGGCGGCUUGGAGCGGCGGGGCCGGGCCGGGCCCCCGCGGCGGCGGAGCUCCCCCGGCGGCGCCGGGCGGGCGAUGCGGGCGGCUGGCCCUGCGCAGGCUGCGGCGGGGCAUGCGGAGGAGGCUGCGGGCGGCCAUGGGGGGCGGCCACUCCCAGCGGGCGCCCGUCUUCGACGAGAACGAGGACGCUCCUUCAUUUCCUUCUCCAGUGGCAAAGAAUUAAAAUGAAAAGAAAGUACAAAGCAAAAAGUUAACUUUGACCACUUUCAAAUAUUGCGGGCUAUUGGGAAAGGGAGUUUUGGAAAGGUGUGCAUUGUACAGAAGAGAGACACCAGGAAAAUGUAUGCCAUGAAAUAUAUGAAUAAACAGAAGUGCAUUGAGAGAGACGAAGUUCGAAAUGUUUUUCGGGAGUUACAAAUAAUGCAAGGCCUGGAGCACCCCUUCCUAGUCAACCUGUGGUAUUCUUUUCAAGAUGAAGAGGACAUGUUCAUGGUGGUUGAUCUCCUGCUUGGAGGAGAUUUGCGUUACCAUCUGCAGCAGAGCGUCCACUUUAAUGAAGGAACUGUUAAGCUGUACAUUUGCGAGCUGGCGCUUUCCCUGGAUUAUUUACAGAGAUACCACAUCAUUCAUAGAGAUAUCAAACCUGACAACAUACUACUGGAUGAGCACGGACAUGUUCAUAUCACAGACUUUAACAUAGCGACCAUAGUGAAAGGCUCAGAAAAAGCUUCUUCUAUGGCUGGCACAAAACCCUAUAUGGCUCCGGAAGUGUUCCAGGCCUUUAUGGAUGGUGGCCCAGGAUACUCGUACCCUGUAGACUGGUGGUCGCUAGGAAUUACAGCAUAUGAAUUACUGAGGGGCUGGAGGCCCUAUGAAAUUCAUUCAGCCACCCCCAUUGAUGAGAUACUGAACAUGUUCAAGAUAGAGAGAGUUCACUACUCAUCCACAUGGUGCAAGGGCAUGAUAGCAUUACUGAAAAAGCUCCUCACUAAGGACCCGGAGAGCCGUCUUUCAAGUCUUGCAGACAUUCAAAACUCUCCAUACCUAGCUGAUGUCAACUGGGAUGCUGUUCUGGAGAAAGCUGUGACCCCAGGCUUUGUUCCUAACAAAGGAAGACUGAACUGUGAUCCAACAUUUGAACUAGAAGAAAUGAUUUUAGAGUCUAAACCUCUCCAUAAAAAGAAAAAGCGACUUGCCAAAAACAAAUCGAAAGAUGGAGCUAAAGAAAGCUGCCCACUGAACGUACACCUGCAGCAGUGCUUGGAAACCGUUAGGAAAGAAUUCAUCAUAUUCAACAGAGAGAAAUUAAGAAGACAGCAGGAUCAAAGUGGACAGAGUUCUAGCACGGACAGUAGAGCAUCCCUUCAGAGCCAUGGAAAACUUCAAGAUGGACGUAACAACAAUUUACUGGGACACGGCUGCACAAGAGGCUGCAGCAGCUAGUGAGCUAGUUCCAUCCCAUCACACACACGCACCUGGGAGGGAGAGGAAAGUUUCUCUCUGUGCAUGCCUUGAUCUUCGUCCCUCGGGCCCCAGGAAGUCCAACUCCUCCAAAAAGCAGGAUCCCUAGCCGACUGCAAACCCACAGAGCACACCAAAUGAGCAUUUCCACAUACGACCCUGCUCUUCUUUUGACUUGCCUCUGGAAACAUGACCAUCAACAACAAAGUACAGUUUUAUAUGUAAGUGUGACUUUCCUCUUCAAAAUCCUGGAACAAAACUUGAAACAAUUCAUUAGGCAGCCUCUCAAAGAUUGCCAAGAUUAUGGCUACUUGCAAGAGACAAAGUUAUAUUGGGGCCAGCUUUAUUCUGAAGGCUUUGCAUUAUCCUCUCUGUCUCUGUUACUUAACAUGGUCCAAUUUGGAAUUUUUGUGAAACUGCUAAACACAGCCGUUUCUGAGCAUCUGCUGUUAAGUUUAUAAUGGAUGUAUAUGAUGUAAAUACGUGAAUGUAGUGUCAAAUAGGCCAAACACUGAGUAAUUUCAUUUAACCAUCUGAAGUCCAUUGAAAAAGUUGCAGCGUGAAUGUAUCCAUAUUGUUCUUUAUGCAUUCUGCUUAGUAGUAAAAGAUGUGACUCUGGCCAAGUCAAAGUUUUGCUAAUGAUUUUAGUGGAUGCAGGAUCAGACACAUUAGUAGUGUGUUAUAACUAUGAAAAAGAAAGAUCUUUUUAUUAGUAACAAUAGGCUGACCAAGCCAGAGCUGAAAAGCAGCUUAGUAAGGAGAGCUAAAAACAUUAGAAAUUUGCUCAGAUCCAUAGUUUGAUGUUAUAAAAUGUGAAGAAGCUACGUGUGUCUCUGUUUUCAUGGAUCUAUUCUGGAUAAGAACUGUCUUGAAUAGAAAGCAACACACUUUAUCCAAAACAUUACUGAAAAUAAAGCCUUUUUUUUGUUGUUUUGUAGCAUCCACAAAUCCAUACUUCUGUGGUAUUUUACAACUUGUAUAUCUACAUUUUGAUAAUAAAUGCAUGCUUGUUCUGUCCUACUGUGCUUUUAUUUUUUAAAGAUUAUCAUCCGUAAGCAAAUUUCAUUUUCAAUUUUUAAAAACAAAUAAAUUAGGCUUUUGGAAGUGUUAAAAGCUUUUUAUUUAUAAUACUCUAUUUUUACUGUAUUCUUUUUGUUUUAUCUUUUACAAAACAAAGUUCUUUGUAAUUGAAUCUAUUUUUAAAUUCUGUUUCACAUUAUAUGUAAUUUUUGUCACAAAAUUUUCAUAAAAUACAGUUUUUUACAGCUCCAUGAAAUGAUAUGGUGUUCCUAUGAACAACAGAAAGUUUUACAACUGUAGUAAGGUAGAGAUUUUACAUCUGUCAUGAAUACAGUGUGCGUUUACUUGCUUAAUUUGGGUAUAGAGUGAAAUAAUUAUGGGAUCAAGGAAAGGAGCAGAGUUUCUCUGGUCCUGAGAGGACAGGUUUCAUUGUCCAGAAUAAACUGCUUCAUGCUCA